Messenger RNA from Syngnathoides biaculeatus (alligator pipefish), 3477 nucleotides. It is a transcript of the gene tspan3b, whose product is annotated as tetraspanin 3b. Gene Ontology annotation, biological process: protein maturation; protein localization to plasma membrane; regulation of vascular endothelial growth factor signaling pathway. The transcript has 7 exons. NCBI's taxonomy places the organism in Eukaryota, Metazoa, Chordata, Actinopteri, Syngnathiformes, Syngnathidae. Bases 123 to 884 code for a protein of 253 amino acids. The record is from RefSeq and is a predicted model, not a curated record. Gene Ontology annotation, cellular component: membrane.
CGAAGCCAUUUUCUUAUCAUAACAUAAGGAAAAAAAGGGCAGCAGGUGCAGCGUUUUUUUUCCCCGUCUCAGCACGCGGAGACAUCUAUUUAUAUUAUAUUAAUAUUUGUCUUGCGUGAACGAUGGGCCAAUGCGGGAUUACGUCAUCCAAAACUGUCCUGGUUUUUCUUAAUCUUAUUUUUUGGGCGGCGGCGGGCAUUUUGUGCUACAUCGGCGCCUACGUGUUCAUCACCUACGAUGACUACGACCACUUCUUCGAGGACGUGUACACGCUAAUCCCGGCCAUCGUCAUCAUCGCCGUGGGCACGGUCCUCUUCGUCAUUGGCCUGAUCGGCUGUUGCGCCACCAUACGUGAGAGCUCCUGCGGCCUGGCCACCUUUGCUGCCAUCUUGCUCCUGGUCUUUGUAACAGAGUGUGUGGUGGUGGUGCUGGGCUAUAUCUACAGAGCAAAAGUGGAAGACGAGGUGAACCACUCCAUUCAAAAGGUUUACAAUGAGUACAAUGGCACCAACACGGAUGCUCCUAGUCGUGCUAUCGAUUAUGUGCAGAGGCAGCUGCACUGCUGCGGUAUCCACAACUACUCGGACUGGAGGAACACUCACUGGUUCAAAGAGUCCAAAAACAACAGCGUUCCCAUCAGCUGCUGCCAGCCCAACAUCAGCAACUGCACCGGCACCCUGGCCAGACCGGCAGACCUCUACCAAGAGGGUUGUGAAGCUCUGGUUGUGAAGAAGUUAAAGGAGAUAAUGAUGUAUGUCAUUUGGGCUGCAUUAACUUUUGCAUCGAUACAGAUGCUGGGCAUGCUGUGCGCUUGUGUGGUGCUCUGUAGGCGGAGUCACGACCCGGCGUAUGAGCUGCUGGUCACUACCAACAGUUACGCUUGAAGGACUCACAUGGGCGGCAUCGGAAGGCGAGCGCCACCACGUCACGGUAGAUUUCAGCAGUAGUUAUAUAUUUAAACUCAAUUGUAUAAGCUCAAGCACACAUUGCACAAUCCAAUGAAGUAGCAAACACUGGCGACCCUGUCCCUACACAUGGAACCACGUAUUUAUUUGUAUUAAUGUUCUUUUCCCGACACUAAGCCAGCAUGUAAAUAAUGGCAAACGGCAUUAUUUUGUCUUUGAAAUAUAAAACCGAGCUCAUUCAGUCAGAAUGGCAAAGAAAAAAAAAGUGUUAUGUUAUGGUUGAAUGUGUGUCAGGCAAAUGUGCACUCAUGAGAAUUUAGUAGGAAAUUGAACAAAAAAUGUCUUCAUUGUGGUUAAAUGCACAUGAAGCCCAGCAUUAAAAAUCAUUGAGGUGCUGUGCAACCUGGGCCUUCAGUAGGGACUUAACCAACUUAAUUCACCUUUUAAUACUACCACAAUCAUACUGCAGUUAUUGAAACCAUAAGUACUUUUUUUUAAAAUGCAAUUUCGUAGCACACAACUCUGCCACAUCACCUAAAGGAGUUCGGGAUCUUAUUUAUAUAAGAUGACAACAUGAUAAUGACUAAGGAGGAGAUGCUUGGUCAUCUGUGAGAGGCUCAAAGUUGAGCAGCUGCUCUUCCGCAUCGAGAGGAGCCAGAUGGUUAGGUUACGCCUCUGGAUGCCUCACUUGUGAGGUGUUCUAGGUAAGUGUCCCACCAGGAGGCAGGUCCGGGAAUGACCCCAGGACAGGCUGGAGAGUUGAUGUCUCCCACUUGGCUUGUGAACGCCUCGGUAUCCCACAGAAGAGCUGGACAAUGUGGCCGGAGAAAAGGAAGUCUGGGUGCUGCACCUGCGACCCAAGCCUUGAAAAGCGGAAGAUGAUGGAUAGAUAGAUGGAUGGAUGAUAUUAACCGGACAUUGUGUGUUUGCUCUUUCCAACCAAUCAGAGAGUGGAGAAAUACUGACUCAUAUCUUGUUGGACCUGCAAGAGGAAUUUUAAAUCUGAUUGGCUAAAGGAACAGUCUCAUUGAUAAUUUAGUUUAAGUUACAUCUGCCAGCAACACUGAUUGUGAAGUGCCUGUGAAGAUUAGCUUGACAAAGGAGCACAUAGAGGCUGAAUGUAUUAUCCACAUACAUGUACUGGAAGGAAGCAUUGGAGCCAAGAAGAUGUUACAAAAUUAAGAGAAUAGACGGUUUGUGUUCCGGAUGUCUUUAGUGCUGCAGAUAUGGAGCCAAAAGCCAAUGGGAUGCUUAUCGUGAGAAUGGAUGUUUUGUUCAAUAUAUCAGGGAAGGUAACGUGUACAAAGUCACAGGCCGAGCAGCAAUUGGGUGCGUUGCUGGCCCGAAGCAGGAAAGCUGAUUGCAAGGGCCGAGGGUCCCAUAUUUUGGGUAUUAAGACCUUCAUAAAGUGACUCUCUGACAAGGACUUAGUAUCGAAGUAUCCAGACUACUACUACUUCAUUUCGACCCAGUUUUAUAUCCCUUUUGUCCAUCUUUGGCGAAGACCUUUCCCUUGCUUCGUUGCCUCUGUGUAGAAGACACACUUGUGAGAGUGCUGGCCCGGGAGCAUUAAGGUAACGAUGUCGAUAAGCUCAAGUUUGAAUACGAUUGAAUGACGUGAUAUUUUUUUUGGACUCUGAACAGAAAAAUGUCUAGAACUCAGUAAUGCAUGGGCGUUUUAAUUCCUAUAUUCAUGUUUAAUGAGGCAUUAUUGGGCCAAUAUAACAAACCAAAUACCAGAAAGGUUUGUUUGGUAAGACAUGGAACAUUUAAAAUAAAACAAUAUUUUUGUACAACGUACAGUUCUUAGCCAGUCAAUCAGCCGCCGCUAGCACUUUUAGCUAAUGUUAGCUGUUGACCCCGCUGCCUGAACUUGAUCAUAUUUUCCAGCUCUACAUCUUCACUCAUGCUUCGAACAAUCCUUUGUUCUACUUUUUAACUCUUGUUGAGGCUUGUCCUUUCUUUUGGCAUGGAAGAGGUUAAAGCUGGUGGAGAUAAACUCCUGUGAGAUUCGUUGAUGUCGCAAAUGGCAGUUUGUGCAAUAGUAGGGGCAUAUGAUUUGAACAAGAAGCGGGAAAAAAACCUAUCCCAACUUCCAAAUUGCUCAAGUGGUUAAGGCAGACAAACAGUUACAUAGAAGUUACCGCAAAAUAAUUGCAGCAUGUUGUGUAAAAUCCUACUAAAUUUGAGUGAAAACACAGCAGUCUGUAUGUGGGAUCUUUUUUUGUGCUACUUUGUAUGAGGAUUGGAGCUUUAGAAACAUUUUGUGGUUUUAAAAAAAAAAAAGGCUCUUUUUUUUUUUUUUUUUCUUGCCACCUCCCAAAAAUUUAAAAUUAGCAGCGAAGCAGUUUAUUUUUACCGAUUUAUUUUCAUGCUGUGACUUUAAUUCAGAAUUUGCUUCACUGUUGAAGCACUGUGAAUAUACAUACUGUGAGCCAGUUGAAUCCUCAGUGUUGUAAGUGGGAGUGUGGCAAUUAAUAAGCAUACCCUUGUGUUUGUUGGUUUGUUUGUUUUGUUUGUGUUUAGUUACUUCGUCAUGCACCCCCUAGUAGGAAUGAUCUAUUUUCUAUAU